CAGUAGCGGUAGUAUAGAAACAGAGGCACACAACAACUCGGUAGAUUUUGUAUCGUUGUUAUCGUACAAUUGCUGUCCUGGUUAUAUGCCUAAUGAUGAAGUGCAUUAUUGUCAAGCAUGUCCCGAGAAUACGUUUGGACUUGGUUGUCGUGGUGAGUGUCAAUGUCAAAGUGGCGCUACAUGUAGCCCCCUCGACGGAUCUUGUGUAUGCCCAGCCGGUUGGACAGGGACAUAUUGCGAGAGGACAUGUCCUGAAGGUUUCUAUGGAGACGGGUGCAUGCAUUCGUGCCUUGAUUGCGGCCCAUACAGCUUCUGUGACCAUGUCGAUGGCCACUGUAUCUGUCAUCCGGGCUUCGGUGGCCAUUCGUGUACCGAAAAAUGUAGCGGAGAAUCAUGUGGGGAAAUGUGUGAGUUGUGUCCGGAAAAGUGCGGUUACGAUACAUGCUGUGAUAUGCAUAUUAACGCUUGUAUAUGUGGUCCUGGUUGGAAAGGACGCUACUGCACAGAACCGUGUGAAAUAGGAACAUUCGGAGUAUCAUGUAACCAUAGUUGCCAAUGUGAACAUGAUGCGAUCUGUUUGCAUGAGAAUGGCACAUGCUUGUGUAUGCCAGGCUGGAAGGGACAAUUUUGCAGCGAACCAUGUGAACAGGGCUUCUACGGAAAUCAAUGCUUAGAGAAAUGUAUCUGUCCAAAUAAUGCUACCUGUGAUCACGUGACAGGGGUAUGUCAUUGCGAAGGUGACUGGCAGGGUUCAAGGUGUAAUGAAGUCAGCUACUGUAAACCAGGUGGAAAUUGCCAACCAGCCAACGGAACGUGUAUAGCCGAUGAAGAACCACCAUUUUUAGAGACCAACCCGCCCAUUAAAAUUGGUAUUGCAGUUGCUGCAGGCGCCGUUACAUUUCUGUUUCUUGUUGUGUUUGCCGUUUACUGUAUGAAAAGAACUAGAGUUCAACCACGCUCCUUUAGUAUGGAAACGAAGCUACCCUUAUUCUCCAAUGGUCCACAGCCACCACCACGGCCAGCUGAAACGAGACCAUUCAACAACGAACCUGUAUACGAUUCCAUUGGUGAAGAUGAACCUUAUCUAGAAAUUAUCGAUAAUAAACCAUCGGGUAUCUACAAUCCUGAAUACAUAAUAUCCGGCGGUGAAGGUUACCUGAUUCCAAGUAAAAGACCCGAAAUGGCGGACCAUGAAGAUACAAUGAGUCAAAAUGACAUUUCGACUGCAAGUCAUUCAGCCGGUAGCUCGUCGUCGUCGUCGUUCAGCUCUGGAAGCAGUUUCGACGGAACUGAUUGAUUUAGCACUUUCGAAAGAGAAUAAACUUCCGAUAUAUGAAUUAACAUUCCCAUUUAUGUCAUAAAGUUAAAUCGCUAAUAUUAGUAUGAUCUUAUCUAAGCUUUUCUGUCUAUGACUGAGCCUUUAGCCUCAUCUCUUCAGGCGCGCAUGUUGACGUCAGAAUGUAGGCCUACCGUACGUAAUACUCCUGUAAACAAAGUCUUGACAUCAAACAUUUAAGUGUUAAUUAACGUUUAACUUGGUUGCUAUAGGAUUUACACUAAUGUACAUAGUUAAUUUAUUCCAGGAAAAAUUAUCUUAUUAUUACUGUAUCACACUUGAGUUUAUAGACUCCAGACGUUUUCUACAAUUGUUUUCAGACGUUUUGAAAUAAACUGACUAGAAAUGUACUAAAAAAACACUUUAAUUCAAUUAUGUGCGGAACAGAAUACGGCACUUAAGUAGUAUGCUUUAAUAUAUGGAUUUAUAUGCUAAAUCGGAAUGAUAUAAACAAUGUUGCAACUUUUUGAUGUUCUUUAAUAACAUCUUGAGGUGGUAUUGGUUUUCAAUUAAAAAAAAUUAAAAGAUUAACUGAAGUCUCUUCCUUACGGACUUUCUACUGGCACUCAUUGGAUGUGUUCUAAGAUUAAACUGUAACCGUUACCGACGCCUCUUCACGUGAUAUGUUAUUAUUAUUAUAUAGCUAUUAUUACUAGCAUUGCUAUCCUGUUUUUGCACUGAUCACGCUACGCAGAAUAAAGAAGAAAAUAAAUCAAAUAAAAUACAAUAUAAACCUCUAAUAUAAAAUAUGUUACACCUUCCACAAUACAGUAAUUUUUUAUGAAUAUGAGCUAAUAUGGGCUAUACUUUAAAUAAAUUGUAACACUACUACCACCCAUUUGUUUUUUAAUUUAAUGAUUUAAGGAAACACUCCAUCGACAAAACCUAAUCACUAUAGAUCUCUAUUUAUUUUAAUAAAUAUAAUUUCGCAUUGAUAAUUGUUUUCUAUUAUUAUUAUUAAUGUUAACAGUUCUGCUAACAGAAUAUUGGUCAUUGACGUAAAUUGAUUACGUUGACACUUUAGCAAAGCGAGACAGUUGGACUAAUUAUAUUAAAUAGUAUUAUUUAGGCCUAUAUUAUUAAUAUGGAGAAAUAAGUAAAUAUAUAAGAACCAGGGUACUUUUCUAUUCUACAAUUAACAAUCAGUGUCAUUAUCACCGUCAUUUUGCUGUUCAUUAAUAUUUUAUAUCAUUAACUAGGCCUAUGACAUUUUUAUACAUUUUACACGUGUUUUAUUAUUCAUGUCUCCUUUUGCAUGAAUUCAACGGUUUCCAAUCAAAAGUAUGUAUACACAUGGAUAAUAAAUUAUCUUUGUGCAGAUAUUGUGUUUAUUUAUCUAAAACGAACGGCGGAAUCCAUCCGGCGAAAAUAAAAAGUUUGAGUUAAUUUUUCAACGUGCUCUGAGAUAAUUUUCGAAUUACAUUACAAGAUCUUGAAAAUAUUAUAAUAUGAUCGCAAUGGCCACUAGCUACAACUUAACUAUUGUAGACGAAAAUAUAAAAACGCUUGAUACGAUAUACAAUCAUCACAAUGGUGUGUAUUUUAAUUACUAUUCUGUAAUAUUCAUAAAUCUUUCUUGAUUGUGUCGAUUUUUUUUACAGUAAGUCAAUAAAAGAGUCAAAAUAUCUA
Messenger RNA from Anneissia japonica, 2965 nucleotides. RefSeq names its product multiple epidermal growth factor-like domains protein 11. NCBI's taxonomy places the organism in Eukaryota, Metazoa, Echinodermata, Crinoidea, Comatulida, Comatulidae. Bases 86 to 1297 code for a protein of 403 amino acids. The record is from RefSeq and is a predicted model, not a curated record. Gene Ontology annotation, molecular function: scavenger receptor activity. The transcript is spliced from 6 exons.